Messenger RNA from Panicum hallii, 2094 nucleotides. RefSeq lists its product as uncharacterized. The coding region runs from base 165 to 1826 and encodes 553 amino acids. The record is from RefSeq and is a predicted model, not a curated record. Lineage: Eukaryota; Viridiplantae; Streptophyta; Magnoliopsida; Poales; Poaceae. The transcript has 7 exons.
CCUCCCCCUCUCCCUCCCCAUUUCGCCUUCGCGCUCGCUUCCUCCCCCUUCCCCACCGAAUCAUUCGAUUCGCCUCGUCUCGCCUCUCCCCACCCCGAUUCGAUUCGGUCGCCGCGGUGAUCGGCGGCAACGUUAGGGUUAGGGUUCCGGCGAUCCCCACCCACAUGGUGCAGCUCCCGAGCUCGGGGAAGCGGCACGCGGAGCCGGCCGAGGCGGCCAUGGCUCCGGCGCGGCGCGCCGCGGCGGCGGCCGUGAAGCUGGAGGUGGAGGAGCUCGGGGCCGACGACCGCGGACCGCUCAGCAAGCGUGCCAAGGCCGCUCAGCCGACUCCCCCGACGCCCCCGCAGCAGCAGCAGGAUAUGUACCAAAAUGUACUUGAUGAACCUAGCCCAUUGGGGUUGCGGCUGAAAAAAAGCCCAUCUCUGUUGGAUUUGAUUCAGAUGAGGCUCUCUCAAGCAUCCAAUGCAGGAGAGUCUUCUAUGGACAACAGCGGUUCGGAACCUUCCAAGAAGAAAGACAACAAAUCUGGCAUGUCUACAGCAGGAGAACGGCUAAAAGCUUCAAAUUUUCCUGCCAAUAUAUUGAAAAUUGGUACAUGGGAGUACGUAUCACGGUAUGAAGGUGAUUUGGUGGCCAAGUGUUACUUUGCAAAGCAUAAGCUUGUGUGGGAAGUACUGGAAGCUGGUCUGAAGAGUAAGAUAGAAAUUCAGUGGUCAGAUAUUACUGCUUUGAAGGCAACUUGCCCCGAAAAUGGACAAGGAACCUUGGACGUGGUGUUGGCCAGACCUCCUCUAUUCUUUAAAGAGACAGAUCCUCAGCCAAGAAAACACACAUUGUGGCAGGCCACCUCAGAUUUCACUGGUGGCCAAGCAAGUAUGCACAGGCGUCAUUUUCUGCAGUGUCCUUCAACCUUGUUGAGCAAGAAUUUUGAGAAGCUUAUUCAGUGUGAUCAACGGCUAUAUCAAUUGAGCCACCAACCAGAGAUCAUAUUAGACUCUCCAUUGUUUGAACCUAGGUGUUCAAUAUUUGAGGACCCGGUAGAAUCAAAAUGUGCUGGUUUUACUAAUUUGAAAGAUGAACAUGAAGCUCUACCUGGGUAUUCAGGUUCCUUGUCACCAUGUGCUGGCUCAUCCAUGUCUGCUAAGAAUGAAACGAAUGAUUCCAUUGGAAUGCCAGCAGAAUAUCUUCCUCAGGCAGUGGGCACAGGUACGAAUACCUUGCACCUCUAUGUUGGGCAAGCCUGUACAUGCUCAGGAGCUGGUGCUGUAGGUGUACAAACUAUCAGCAGAAACAUGAACGGUGCAGCUCCAGAAUUCAACAUCCCCCACUGGUGGAGUCAAUUGAAGGUGCCUGGGCUUAGGCCAUCGAUGUCAGUGGAUGAUUUGGUAAACCACCUAGGUAACUGCAUCUCAGAGCAGAUCACUUCAGGUAAUCCAGCAUUGGCCAACAACGAGGUGCCAACCAAAGAAACACUGGAGGAGAUCGCUCAGUACCUUCUUGGUGACACACAAGGCCCACCUGUCUCUGCAUCUGAUGAGAUAUCACUGAUGGCUAGGGUGGACUCCCUCUGCUGUUUGAUUCAGAAAGAUGCAGUGCCGGUUGCCAAGCCAAAGCCUGAGCCAAAUGACAGUGACAGAAUUGGCAUGGAGGCCUCAGAUGGUUCUGAUGAAGAAUUCAGUUCAGCACCAACAGGGAAAACUGCAGAUGCCACCAAUCCACCAGCCAUGUCAAGAAAGGACUCGUUCGGAGAGCUGCUGAUGAACCUCCCCCGCAUCGCUUCGCUACCGCAGUUCCUUUUCAAGAUACCAGAGGAUGCUGAGAACUGAACUUGGAAUAAGACUCGGUCCUCAUUCCCUGAAGUAGGGAGGUCACUGUAAAGAUUGUACCCAAACAAUAAGGAAGCCCCCCUCCCUUAGCUUGCCUCCUUCGGAAGUGAGUUCCCCGCCCUGUAAAUGUGACACCCUGUAGGUUGCUCCAAUUGUCUGUAUGUUUCGUGACUUAUAUGGGUAGUGGAAAAAUUGAAAUGUUCAUUGGUUCUUUUUAACUCAAUCAUGUCCUUGUGCAAAAUGAAAUGCCAAACUGUUGUGAUUAAAA